AUGAGUCUCUCACCGCCUCCCAUCUCUCUCGAUAUCGAAUUCCGUCUCACACCCGCCCAUUCUAUUCCGAUGGUCUCGCAGCUAUCGCGCCGGGUGACAGUGCCUCAGGAUCUAUUCACUAGAAAGGAAGUCGAGACUGUCGAGCAGCUAGCCAUGGAACUAGUUGUGAAACGCAGUCCUACGCACUCGAAGACCAUCCACUGGGACGAGCUGGAGGACUGGCAGAAGGAUAAUGAGUACAUUCUCUAUGGAUACCGACGGAUCCAAUACCACUGGUACGGUUGCGUGUCCUCUAUAUUUACCUAUCUCCACAACGAAACAGUCAACAUUCAUACCCACCUGUGGGGCUCAGCUCUCUUCGCUUAUUUUCUCUCAACCUAUUACGAUUCAUAUAUCGACCUUCACGCCAUCUCGACGUGGAAAGAUGUUGCGGUCGUUGGCAUUUUUUUGUCAUCGGCGAUGUUCUGCCUUGCAGCAAGUGCUUUCUACCACACAUCGGGGUGCCAUUCGAACGAGGUUACUUCAUCCUGCCACGCCUUCGACUACUCCGGCAUCAUUAUUCUCAUCGUUGGAUCAUUCUUCCCGUCAAUCUACUAUGGCUUUUACUGCUAUCCACAUAUUCAAAAGUUUUAUCUGAGCUUGAUAUCGCUGGCGGGAUUGGGUGCGGCUUACAUCGUGCUCAACCCCGAAUACGCUAAACCGACGCACCGAGGAGCUCGCACAGCGGUCUUUAUCGGUCUCGGCUUGUGCGCUAUCGUGCCAACGUCACAUAUGUUUCUGACACACCCCUUCGAUGAACUCGUGUCGAAGAUGGGUGUUGAUUGGCUGGUGGCAUCCGGCGCUCUAUAUAUCGUCGGCGCGUUACUUUAUGCCAACCGCGUCCCAGAGCGCCUUGCGCCAGGUUGUUUCGACUAUUUGUUAGCUUCGCAUCAAAUUUUUCACAUCUGCGUCGUCCUGGCUGCUUGGGCACAUUAUCAAGGCGUGUUGGCGUGCCUGCAAUACCGAAUGUCGCAGCCUGUUUGUGUACCGUAA
Molecule: messenger RNA, 1032 nt
Organism: Cyclocybe aegerita
Lineage: Eukaryota; Fungi; Basidiomycota; Agaricomycetes; Agaricales; Hemipholiotaceae
Source: the annotation of a GenBank genome assembly